Molecule: messenger RNA, 1103 nt
Organism: Linum tenue
Lineage: Eukaryota; Viridiplantae; Streptophyta; Magnoliopsida; Malpighiales; Linaceae
Source: the annotation of a GenBank genome assembly
UUGCAAUAACACUGGCAUAAAGCAGAUCAACAGUGUUCUUCUACGCCUACUACAUCCUCAGAACAAUCACUGCCAUGCUCUCUGAAGGCAGCACCAACUGCCUUGCUCUUGCCUAUGUGGCAGACAACAUUUCAGAAUCCAAAAGGACAUCAGCAUUUGGGAUUCUAGCUGGUGUUGGCUCAUCCGCUUUCGUCUUCGGGACCUUAGCUGCUCGAUUCCUCUCCACCGCUAUGGCGUUCCAGGUCGCAGCAGCUCUGUCCAUGGCUGCAGCAGUGUACAUGAGAGUCUUUCUCAAGGACAAAUUGUCUGAAACAGAACACAUAUUGACAAAGCCAAUACUGAAACAAAUAGUGUCACAUGAUGAUGAUGGUGAACAAAGUUGUGUUCUUACUAACAAGGUGGCAUUCAAGGCAUUUCCAUCAGCUUUUGACCUUAUUUCCUUGCUUAGGACCAGUGUGACAUUUUGUCAGGCAGCCAUAGUCACAUUCUUCAACAGUCUUGCUGAAGGUGGACUCCAAGCUGCCAUCAUGCUGAUCCUGAUGCCACUGCUGGCGCCUUUCGUAGCAGAACAGAAGCUGCUUUCACUUGGCCUGCUAGUAGGCUGUGCAAAUCUUCGUAGCAUCGCGUCGAAGCAAGUUGGAUCGAGCGAGCAAGGGAAGGCUCAAGGUUGCCUUUCAGGGAUUGGCUCCAUUGGCAGCAUCAUAGCUCCAUUGCUCUUCAGCCCUCUGACGGCUAUGUUCCUGUCUGAGAAACCACCAUUUGACUUCCCUGGAUUCAGCAUUCUCUGCAUUGGCUUCAUGACGAUGAUUGCCUUCAUUCAGAGUCUUAUGAUAAGCGCUGAUCAUCGUCAGAUCCCAACUCACAAGAUUGACUGUGGAGACUGCGUGGAGGCCUCUAGUUGUGAUCACUUGAGAUAGAGCUAGCUAGUAGUGGUUUUACUAAAAGAAUGCACAAACAAAAUAGUAAAACACAAAAGAGUGACCAUAAUGUAGCUGAAGUUAGUAAUUGAGGUCACUUGUCAUGUAAAACAUAUUAUCACAUAUAUAUAGGAUGAAUUGUUGCUCUGAGUUUUACCUCCAUAUAGAAAUAUUUUUCCAAUUUAU